AUGAGUUGCAGUAAAAGCAAAGGCAAAGAGGAUGAAAAGUGCGAGAAGCCUGCGAGGAAAUCAGUCGAAGGGGUGUUGUCUCAGAAUGGAUCGAUUGUGGCCUCCCCAUGUUUGACCAUCGAUGAAAGCGUGCUUAUUGACCCAAAAUCCCUAUUUAUCGGGCUGAAAAUUGGAGAGGGAGCUCAUGGCAAAGUAUAUCAAGGAAAGUAUGGAGAUCGAAUUGUUGCCAUCAAAGUUCUCAACUGUGGCAACACAUCAGAAGAAAGAACUAUGCUUGAGAGUCGUUUUAUUAGGGAAGUGAUGAUGAUGUCCAGAGUAAAGCAUGAAAACCUUGUUAAGUUUAUUGGAGCAUGUAAAGAUCCUUUGAUGGUGAUUGUUACAGAACUUUUACCGGGAAUGUCACUCAGAAAGUAUUUAUCCAGCAUGCGUCCAAAGCAGCUGGACCUGCACGUGGUGUUAAAUUUUGCUCUUGACAUUGCUCGAGCCAUGAACUGUUUACAUGAAAAUGGGAUUAUACAUAGAGAUUUAAAACCUGAUAAUUUGUUGCUCACUGCCAAUCACAAGUCUGUGAAGCUUGCAGAUUUUGGUCUUGCCAGAGAAGAAACUGUAACUGAGAUGAUGACUGCAGAAACUGGGACAUAUCGUUGGAUGGCACCAGAGUUGUAUAGUACCGUGACACUUCGUCAAGGGGAGAAGAAGCACUACAAUAACAAAGUUGAUGUUUACAGUUUUGGUAUUGUCCUCUGGGAAUUACUGACAAAUCGCAUGCCAUUUGAGGGAAUGUCAAAUUUGCAGGCUGCUUAUGCAGCUGCUUUCAAGCAGGAGCGGCCUAAUCUUUCAGAAGACAUCCCAACAGAUCUAGCAAUCAUUAUACAGUCAUGUUGGGUUGAGGAUCCUAAUAUGCGACCCAGCUUCAGUCAUAUUGUUCGGAUGCUCAAUGAAUACCUCUCCAGACUUCCUCCUCAGUCUCCAUCUUUGCCUGAACCUAACUUCUCUGUGGAAGCAAUGACAAGCAACGAAGGCCAGGAACUCAUAAUAACAGGAAUUCAUUUAGAAGACACUGUACAGAGGCAGAAACUGUGUGGAGAUUCCAACUUUAGAGGCAAAUGUCAGAGCUCGUUGACGGAUGAGAGGCUGAUUCUCCCGACUGUUGGGGAUACACAAUGCCAUGUUUGGGAAGAAGCCAUUGGGAAAAGCCAUGUUGAAGGUGAAGGAAGUACACUGAAGCUAGACUCAAUCUGCAGGAUGGAAUUGUUUAGCCAAUGGAAUUGUUUAGCCAAGGGACAGGAUUUUCAACUGAGUAUUACUUUCUUUGAUGAUGCAAUUCAUGCAGAGAGAAAAAUGGACACUCAAAAGUUCGAUCCAAAGCCAACAACUUCCAUUUCAUUCUCAACUCUUCAAAAGCUAUUCACAGAUUCUCAAUCGAGCUUAAGUUUCACCCAUGUCUUUUCAAAUUAA
Molecule: messenger RNA, 1458 nt
Organism: Fraxinus pennsylvanica
Lineage: Eukaryota; Viridiplantae; Streptophyta; Magnoliopsida; Lamiales; Oleaceae
Source: the annotation of a GenBank genome assembly